Molecule: messenger RNA, 3248 nt
Organism: Pristis pectinata (smalltooth sawfish)
Lineage: Eukaryota; Metazoa; Chordata; Chondrichthyes; Rhinopristiformes; Pristidae
Gene: polr3e
Product: polymerase (RNA) III (DNA directed) polypeptide E
Exons: 22
Coding region: 383-2500 (705 amino acids)
Biological process (GO): DNA-templated transcription
Cellular component (GO): nucleus; RNA polymerase III complex
Source: RefSeq, a predicted model, not a curated record
UUGUGGGUCUGAGUUGGGCCCACGUGUCGGCUCCAUGGCUGCGGGCGGCCCGAGUCAUCUCGCCGGGUCGGCCUGAGGGAGCGGCCGGGCCGGGCAGCGCCGUGAGUCCGGGGGAGCGGCCGGGCCGGGCAGCGCCGUGAGUCCGGGGGAGCGGCCGGGCCGGGCAGCGCCGUGAGUCCGGGGGAGCGGCCGGUGGGUCCCGGUGUCCCGGGCCGGGGAGCGGCCGAGGUCCCGGGUCCUCCCUCCCUCCUUCCACCCCCGAUGAGGCGGCUCCAUCCCCGCGGAGGAAGAGGUCAGCGCGGCCCGGGCACCGCCAGCAGGUGUCGGAGCCUAGGUCUGCGACCAGGGAGAAGUCCGGUGCUCCUCGCUCCACUGUGUCGGCAUGGCAACCGAAGACGAUGACCCGAUUAUACAAGAGAUCGACGUGCACCUGGCCAAGAGUCUAGCCGAGAAACUGUACCUGUUCCAGUACCCGGUGCGCCCAGCCACGAUGAAGUACGAUGAUGUCACCCAUUUAUCGGCAAGAAUAAAACCAAAACAGCAGAAGGUGGAGGUGGAGAUGGCGAUCGACACGAUGAGUCCCAACUACUGUCGGAGCAAAGGGGAGCAGAUAGCGCUGAAUGUCGAUGGUGCCAGCACUGAUGACUCUGGGAGUACUUACGCAACGAAACUCAUGGACAAACAGGUUUUCUCGUCCAUCCAGUCAGCCGUCAACACCUCCCGCUACGCUGCUGCAGUCUACAGGAAAGGCGAGUUACACGUCACCCCGUUACAUGGAAUGCUUCAGUUGAGACCCAGUUUUUCCUACCUGGACAAAGCGGACGCAAAGCACAGGGAGAGAGAGGCUGCAAAUGAAGCUGGUGACUCUUCUCAGGAUGAAGCCGAAGACGAUGUUAAACAGAUCACUGUGCGUUUUUCCCGUCCUGAGACUGAACAAGCUCGACAGCGCCGGAUUCAGUCCUACGAGUUCUUGCAGAAGAAGCAGGCAGAAGAGCCCUGGCAUUACCUGCACUACUGUGGUGUGAAGGACAGCCGGUCUGAACACGAGCGACAGUAUCUCUUCAGUCAGCUGGCUGGCAUGGUGGAGACGUCUGAACUAACAAAAUCCCCGAGUGAGUAUUUGUCCAUGUUGAUGCCUCCGGUUGAAGAGGAAGAAUUGAAGGUACCCCUGGCCCCCAGCAACGUACUCUCAAUGGCUCAGCUGCGGACCCUGCCUCUGGCAGACCAAGUGAGGACCCUGAUGAAGAACGUGAAGGUGGUGCAGUUUGCGAAUCUGAUGGGCCUUCUGGGAUCGGGGGUCGACUCUACAGCUGUGCUGCGGUGUAUUCAGCAGGUGGCCAUGCUGGUUCAGGGGUGCUGGGUGGUUAAGAGUGAUGUGCUGUACCCCAAGGAUACCUGCAGUCCCCACAGUGGAGUUGCUGCAGAGGUGCUGUGCAGAGGAAGGGAUUUUGUUAUGUGGAAAUUUACACAGGAUCUAUGGGUCGUCAGGAAAGAAGUCGCUGCUGUGAUCAAGCUCCCCCCUGAAGAUGUGAAGGACUUCCUGGAGCAAAUGGCUGUUUCACGUGUCAACAAAGGCUGGGAGUUCCUGCUUCCCCACGACUCCAAGUUUGUGAAGAAGCAUCCAGAUGUUGUCCAGAGGCAGCACAUGCUUUGGAUGGGAAUUCAGGCCAAGUUGGAGAAAGUCUACAAUCUCUCCAAGGAAGAAAUGAUGCCAAAGAAACAUGACUCUCAACCAGCUGUGCCUGUGGUGCUGAGCGGGGAGCGGCGGGUGACCACGGCCAAAGAGCGGGUGCGGGAAAACCACGUGGCCCUGGAGAACGAGUACCGGCGGCGGAAGUCGCCCCACGGAGCGGACUCGCAGAACCCCGGCAGCUCCCUGCUGGCCAUCAAGAUCAAGGAGGAGCCACUGAGCGAGGAAGAGCCCAUGGACACGCUCCCGUGGCCGGGCAGCGGUGUGGCCAACGGGGUCCACUCGGACGAGAGCUCCAGGGACUCAGUGGACGAGCACUCGGCCGCUCGGUGCCAGGGCGAGCAGAGCAAGCUGGUGUCGGCGGAGCUGAAGGGCUUUGUGUGCGGCGUGCUCAGGAAACACUAUGUGCUCAGCUUGAGUGAGCUGAAGCGACUGUUUAACCUGCACUUGGCCAGUUUGCCCCCCGGGCACAUUCUAUUCAGUGGCAUUUCGGACCGGAUGUUACAGGAGACCGUUUUGGACUGUGGCUGCAAGCAGAUCUUGGUGCCUUUCCCUCCACAGACGACUGCUUCGGCUGAUGAACAGAAGAUCUUUGCACUUUGGGAAGCUGGGGACUCCUUCGAUCAGCAUCGGCAGAUCCUUCUUGAAAUCUUCUCAAAAAAUUACCGAGUGCGUAGGAAUGUCAUCCAGUCCAAACUCUGCCAGGAUGUUGGAGACAAUCUCAGUAAACCAGAUGUGGACAAGGUGCUGAAGGACUGCUGUGCAAGUCACGGUGGGAUGUGGUAUCUCAAAGGGACCCUGCCUUCUUGACAGCUGCAGAAUGCCCUGUUGUUGCGACUCUGGAGCAGGGCAGUGUAGUGACGGCUAAUGAAGUUAACAAGCUACGGUGAUGGGUUAACACGCGUGUUCCUGUGACGGCGCGGACACUUGAUUGUAACUGGGCAGAACAGGAUGGAAUAAUGCCCACACCCACACUGGGCAGUGGAAAUAAAGACCUGGUUCAUCUGUGCAACUCACUGUUAUUGGACUUGGACCUAUUAACUUUAAUCCUGUGUUCAAAAGUUUUGGUUAGAUGGAAAAUUGAAUCAGAAAUGGAUCUACUUUAAGGAAUCAUGCAAUAUCAUUUAGUUCCUUUCCUUGUUGGAAAUAAUCUUUAAUCUCCAUCCAUUGUAGAUAAUGGUUCAUGGUAAGAUGCAGGUCAGUGACACAUCACCAAAUCAAAAGGCUUGGAUUGUAUUUCAUUCAAGGGAGCUUCAGUCUAAUGUUUUUCCACUAGUGAGAGCUGUUGGCCAGUGAGCUUGAACAAUCCCAGAGUGAGAGAAAGCUCACCCAGUCUGUUAAAAGUUCAAUUUGAUGGUUUAUGGAUUUAAUACUGAUGAGUUGUAACCAAAUCCAAUUUGUUUCCUGGUAGGAUUUUUUUCAUGUAACAUAUUUAUGGGUUUUUUUUAGAUUACAUCCUAACAUGAAAUUGUCACUUUACAGAUGAGGGGAUAUGGGCAGCGAGUGUGGCUGCCACACAUCAGCUAAGAUAAACUGUAAAUAAAAUGGUCAAAGCAUA